AUGUUACAUGAACUCCUGAUUGUAUCCGGGUGGCUCUCCAAAGCGUUUUAUGUGCUCUUUGAUGUGCUUUUGUGUAGAGGGUUUUUGAGUCUUCUUUUGUGGGAAGGAGAUGUGUUGUCAAGGAGCGCUUCUCAAAGAAGUACAGAGCAUCCAACUUUGGAUUCUAAAUUGACACUGAAGCGCUUAAAUGCGGAGGCGAGGUGCGUCACCAAAGCAAGGAAACUUGGGGUUUGUACUCCUGUGCUGUAUGCUGUGGAUCCUGUGUUGCACACUUUAACGUUUGAGUAUGUCGAGGGCCCUUCAGUCAAGGAUAUAUUUCUUGAAUUUGGUUCUCGUGGCCUUGGUGAAGAGGGUCUGGACAACAUUGCUACCCAAAUUGGUCAUGCAAUUGGAAAACUGCAUGAUGGUGGUCUUGUUCAUGGUGAUUUAACAACAUCAAACAUGUUGCUCAAGAAUGGUACCAAUGAGUUGGUUCUUAUUGAUUUUGGUUUGAGCUUUACUUCAACUCUACCGGAAGAUAAAGCAGUUGAUUUGUAUGUUCUGGAAAGAGCUAUUCUGUCAAUGCAUUCUUCAUGUGGGAAUGUGAUGGAUCGGAUACUUACUGCAUACCGGAAGUCAUCAAAACAGUGGUCAUCCACAUUGAACAAGUUGGCAGAAGUGAGGCAAAGAGGACGAAAGAGGACCAUGGUUGGAUGAAGCUUUCUCAAAUUGGAAUUCGUUAGAGAUAUAAAAGGGAAGACAACUAAUGAAUGUUAUUGAUGUAAUUUAUCUCUCUGUUAUCUAUGUUCAUGAGUUUGAUUAUACAUUGUCAAUAGAAAACAUUUUUAUAAGAACGUGUAAUGAGAUUCUGACGAUUUUACCUUGGUAUCUUACUCCUUAAUAUGUUGUUGUGAUAAGAUACAUUAUGUUUGAGAUAUUAUUUUA
Messenger RNA from Vigna umbellata (rice bean), 924 nucleotides. The record is from RefSeq and is a predicted model, not a curated record. Lineage: Eukaryota; Viridiplantae; Streptophyta; Magnoliopsida; Fabales; Fabaceae.